AUGGCUGCCGAUAUGCAAUGGGGUGUGACACCUCCCAUAUCGCUGGCCAUGCCUAACGAGUCCGAGAAACGCUCCAACGACUCUUUGUUCACGGAACUCAAGGCCCAGAACACCUAUGAGCACGCGACAGAGACCCAGAAGAGGGAGAAUGUCCUCAAAUCCCUCCAGAGUAUCGCCGACGUCUUCAUCAGGAAGGUCGCCGAGACGAAGUUCUCAGAGAACCCGGCCAUCCAGAAGUCAGCGCGCGGCCGCAUCUUCACUUACGGCAGCUACCGACUGGGUGUCUUCGGCCCAGGCUCCGACAUCGAUACCCUCGUCGUCGGCCCGAAAUACGUUACACGAGAGCACUUCUUCGAACUGUUCCCCGGCCUGCUCAACGAGAUGACGCCCCCGGGCGCCAUCACCGACCUGACCGCCGUCACCGAUGCCUUCGUCCCCAUCAUCAAGUUCGAGUACUCUGGCAUCAGUAUAGAUCUGAUCUUUUCACGCAUCGCCACCCUGACCGAGAUCCCUCCCCAGUCCAGCGGCUGGGACCUGCUCGACAACAACCUGCUGCGCGGCCUCGACGAUGCCGAGCUUCGGUCCUUGAACGGUACGAGAGUCACAGACGACAUACUGAAGCUGGUUCCCGAGCCGACAUCGUUCCGUCUGGCGCUGCGGGCGAUCAAGCUGUGGGCCCAGAAGCGGGCCAUCUACGCCAACAUCAUGGGCUUCCCAGGAGGUGUGGCUUGGGCGAUGCUGGUGGCGCGCGUCUGUCAGCUGUACCCCAAGGCCAACGGCGCGGUGAUUGUCAACAAGUUCUUCCACAUCAUACGGCGCUGGCCCUGGCCGCAGCCAGUCCUGCUGAAGCAGGUGGAGGAGGGUCCCCUACAGGUUCGGGUGUGGAAUCCCAAGAUCUACAAGGGCGACGGUUAUCAUCUGAUGCCCAUCAUCACUCCCGCCUAUCCCUCCAUGUGCGCGACCUUCAACAUUACUCACUCCAGCAAGUCAGUCAUCCAGAAGGAGUUGGACCAUUUCGCGGGUGUAGUGGAUCAGAUAAUGUUAGGCAAGCAGCCGUGGAAAACUCUCUUCGUCAAGCACUCCUUCUUCACGCAGGAUUACAAAUACUACAUCAUAGUCAAUGCUGCGAGCACGACUAAAGAAAACAGCAAGAUAUGGGGCGGCUUCGUGGAGUCCAAGAUCCGUCUCCUGGUACAGAGCCUCGAACGACACCCGUCCAUCCAGCUGGCCCGGCCGUUCAACAAGGGCUACGAACGGAAGCACAAGUGCACACGCGCGCUUGAUGAGUGGAACAAGAUCCUCGAUGGGAGUCUAGACCAUGUUGUAAAGGGCGAAGAGGAAGCUGACGCAGUCAAGACAGAGCCAGCCAACGGCACAAUGAAGGCAGAGCCGACCUCACCAGCACAGGUGAAGACAGAAGGCGCUGACGGUGAUGACACCAAAGAGCUCGAUGCCAAAGAUACCGACGUCAAGAUGGACGAAGACGAGGAUGCCCCCAAGGGGGUUUUUACAUCCACUCACUAUAUUGGCCUCGAGCUGCGGGAAGGCGCGAAAUCCCUCGACCUAUCCUACGAAGUCAACGAGUUUAAGAGUAUCUGUUUUGCCUGGGAGAAGUAUGAGAAGGAGCUGCAGGAUUCAUGUGCCGUCAGCGUCCAGCACGUGCGAAACUGGAGUCUUCCCGAUGACGUUUUCGAGACCGGCGAGGUGAAACCCACAAGACCUUUGAAGAGAAAGGCAGCAGAUGGCACCAACGGAGCGAAGAAGCGGAAAGCGCCCACCGAAGUAUGUCGCGAUACAAAGAAGUCGUCGUCACCGAAAGAUGCCCCAUGAAAGGGGCCUUGGAGGGGAAAGAUGAAUGGUACGGUGGCAGACACAGCCCGUCUCCCUGACUAACCUCUCAGUAGGACGUCAAAGACUCUGCGAAACGACAGCAGACAACCACAGUCAACGCUGGCUGAAAGGCUUGACUCUUCAUCCUCGUUGCCCCAGGGACACACCGUUCUUGACUGCGCUGAUUAUACUAGCGCAGGGAAAGACAUCGUACUGAUACCACAGAAAGCCUGCUCCACUAUUCCCUAAUGGGAUUGCAUUGCCGGCCGACAAUAUCGUGCCAUGAUCAUCAUCUUUGUAUAGAUCUAAAAGGGUUCGGAAGCUACGGCAUAGAGACAGAAAACUCCAGCAUUCGGAGGCUUAAAAACCUGAGCAUCAUAAAGGCGCCCGUAACGGCCAAGGUACCAUGGUCAUUGGUCCGCUGGGCUUGGGCGUCACGGGAGGGAGCAAGAAGACAACAACAGCAUACACUAGGGGUGGACAGAACCGUUACAGGCGUGCACAACCUCUUGUGCAUGCACUGUUCAUUAUGCCAGCUGUGUAUCUAGAUUUAAUCAUUAGACUGGUCAACAGCCUGAAUAGAAUUCACCUUUUAGAGGUAUACGUGCCUCGCUGAACUC
Messenger RNA from Cryphonectria parasitica EP155, 2450 nucleotides. RefSeq lists its product as uncharacterized. The record is from RefSeq and is a predicted model, not a curated record. Gene Ontology annotation, cellular component: nucleus. NCBI's taxonomy places the organism in Eukaryota, Fungi, Ascomycota, Sordariomycetes, Diaporthales, Cryphonectriaceae. Bases 1 to 1830 code for a protein of 609 amino acids. Gene Ontology annotation, molecular function: RNA binding; poly(A) RNA polymerase activity. The transcript has 4 exons.